AUGUACAGGAAGCAUCAUAGAAAUCUCUCCAAUUUGAACAAAAUGGUGCUAUUGUUGAGUUCAAUUUGGAUUAUUUUAGUGAAUACGGUUGAAGGUAGACCACAAGCUGUGCCUCGAACGGCACAGAGCACGAGCAGGGAUAACGGGAAUAGCUCGACCAUUCCACGGUUCGGUGCACAUGAGUAUGGAUACGUGUCUAGUUGGCCAAUUCUAGAUCGCAAACUAGGGUCGGUGUCAGCCGUGGCCAUCGAUGGUGCUGGUAAUGUCGUCAUAUUCCAUCGGGGUUCCCACGUCUGGUCGUUUACUUCGUUCGACACGCAGAACGUAUACUUAGAGGCAACAGCUGGUCCAAUAUCACAACAUACGGUGCUAAAGUUUGGCCACAAUUCCGGCACUUUGCUACAGGAAUGGGGUGAAAACUUAUUCUACAUGCCACAUGGAUUGACGAUCGAUCACGACCAGAACUACUGGCUGACGGAUGUGGCCCUGCAUCAGGUGUUUAAGUUUGACCUAAACCACUCGACGACCGAACCCGCGUUGACGCUCGGCACUCGUUUUGAACCGGGCAACGAUAUGUACCACUAUUGCAAGCCCACGUCCGUCGCGGUGUUAAGGAGUGGUGAGUUUUUUGUAGCAGAUGGCUACUGCAAUGGGCGUAUCGUGAAGUACUCGCCGGAAGGUGUUCCAAUCCUGUCCUGGGGGCGCAAUUCCUUCCUACUGACCCGUACAUUCACGCUCGCGCCCGGACCAGUACCGGCCAAUUACUUUGCAAUCCCGCACGCCUUAGCAGUGGUACCGGAUCGUGAUCUAUUGUGUGUGGCCGAUCGGGAACAGGGCCGGGUGCAGUGUUUCCACACCGGAAAUGGAACAUUCCACUCGCAGUACAGCAGUCCGGAGAUCGGUAGUCGAUUGUUUAGCGUGAAGUACAUUGCAUCGGAUGGUGGCUUGUUGUACACCAUCAAUGGACCGGGUCUCGAUCUCGGUUCGGUCCCUGUCGGUGGAUUCAUUAUAGAGAUGGAGAGUGGAAAUGUGAUUGGUCGAUUUCAACCGAAUAACUCGAAACAUGCGUUUAGCAAUCCGCACGAACUGGCCGUCGUGGACGAUGGAUCGGAAUUGUACGUCGCGGAACUGGAUCCACAGAUGGUGCACAAGUUCCGUUUAAUUUCACCCCGAUCGUCCACAUCGAGACCGAUGUCCGUGCACAACGAAGGUGAGAACACUAUCAAUGGCCACUACUCCAGUGCGUCCGGAAUGAAUAGUACGCUGACCGCUGGUUCGAUUGGAAUAUUUUCCAUUGUUAGCACACUGAUCGUGACCAGCCUAUUGGUGAUACUGAUGGCACGCGUUAUUUGCUUCCGAUCCGGACAAGGAUCCGCACGGGUAGACGAAGUACCACUACGAAAUAUGGCCGACGAUGAAGGAUAG
Messenger RNA from Anopheles marshallii, 1425 nucleotides. RefSeq names its product peptidyl-alpha-hydroxyglycine alpha-amidating lyase 1 (gene Pal1). Gene Ontology annotation, biological process: peptide metabolic process. NCBI's taxonomy places the organism in Eukaryota, Metazoa, Arthropoda, Insecta, Diptera, Culicidae. Gene Ontology annotation, cellular component: extracellular region; membrane. The transcript has 2 exons. Gene Ontology annotation, molecular function: catalytic activity; protein binding. The record is from RefSeq and is a predicted model, not a curated record. Bases 1 to 1425 code for a protein of 474 amino acids.